CGCGUGAAUGGCUCAGGGCGCCGAUCUAUUCGUCUCGGGCGAUAUGACGCGACCCGACCUGUGCCACAAUGCCAUAACCUCCAUAACCCGCGCGAGUCGACACUUCUGCUCUUCGCAAGCUAGGCUUUUGAUUCCGAUUCUAGAGCCACGUCAACACACGUGCCCGCCGCAAUGGCACAAUGGGCAGCCCACCGCCUCGAAUUCCAGCUCGGCGAAGCUAGGUACACGACGCGGCCUGUCGACUCAAUCUUGCCACGGUCUGAAAAGCCUGUUGAAGAGUCCCUCGUCACUGUCAUAUUUGCCUGACCCAGCCGAGCUUGUCGACGGCAGCUGGAUUGAGGCACAAGUGCGCAAGCUAAUUGAAGAGAGGGAUGAUGUGUGGACUGACGGCUUUCUCGACGUGAUGGCGCCCGUUGAUCCGACAUCUGCUCCAACAGGGUUAGUACUCCUGUCCGUCCAGCGGCACACAAGUCACUGGCAAAGAGGCCAUUUCAAGCCUUUGAACGUUGCAGGCACCUAUCCACACUCGCUGCACAUCGCCGUCCCUUCCAAGCUCUCCUUCCUCCCAACUCCCUCCCGCCCCCUCAGCGGCUUGAAAGACCUCUUCACCCUCCGCGCUCUCCGCGUUUCGCUCUCCACGAAAUGCAGUUCAAUGAUUUCGCGGAAGGAUACGAUCGAAGCGAUGGAUUCCAGGCUCCGUGGAACCCUCGGGCUAUGCUACGGGAGGCCCAUGGAUGUGGCGGCGGCUUCUAGGUGGUGUAUCGGCGAACUUGAGGAGGUUGUCAGGGCUUGGGUGCCAGAAGGUGUUUCUGAUACCUCGCGGAAGCCAACAGUCAUCCUUUACCCAACAGACUAUCUGCCCGUAGCAAACCCGAUGCAGCAGGACAUGAUCGACCAGACAGUUGACGAUGUAGCGAAAACUUUCUCGAUUCCCAUAAAGUCUCCAGAGUUUUACCUGCGCAACGUUGGCCUAUACACCUUUGUCUACGGCUUCAGCUAUAAGCAUCACGGCUUCCGGAAGAUAGAGCCACCGGAAAAAUUACGGACCGCCCUACGUGAGCAAAGUCACGCAGUGAGGAUGGGAUGUCGGCAGCACCAUCACCCCCGCCCAGCACGACGACGCCUUCCGCCAUACAAAAGCGUACAAGACGUGGCUGUUGCAAAUGAUCCUGGAGGUAGAUAGCCAGUCCGCACUCAUCGUUCUUCCGAUCAUGGAUGCGGUGCCGAACUACCACGAUACAGACCCAGGGCCACCUUUCGCGCAGGACACUUGGGACCCCCUGUAGCUC
Messenger RNA from Paraphaeosphaeria sporulosa, 1289 nucleotides. RefSeq lists its product as uncharacterized. NCBI's taxonomy places the organism in Eukaryota, Fungi, Ascomycota, Dothideomycetes, Pleosporales, Didymosphaeriaceae. The transcript has 8 exons. The record is from RefSeq and is a predicted model, not a curated record. The coding region runs from base 8 to 1183 and encodes 391 amino acids.